GAACGCACGAGGUCCCUCACGGUCAAUCUGUCAACACUGCUCUGAAAGGUUUGUAACCCUAAGUAGUGCCCACACUGCCCACACUGACUUUCCGCCACCUAUCUCCGCCGCAACCCCCACCGCCGCCGUCACGGAGGACCACUUCGGUCGUGACACCGAGAACUUUUGAUUCUGAGGAUUUUUAUCUCUCGUGAAUUCGUAUUUAAUCCACUUAUUUUUUUUAGCCUGUGUACUUGUUUGUAUUCGUAAGUAUGGGGAUGGGCGAGAAUGAUGGUGGGGGUGAUCAGUUCAAUAAUCACGACUUUGUUGUCUGUGGGCCCCCCAAGUCGCCCUGGAAGACUCCGGCCGCUGCUUCUCCGGUGGUUGACGCUGAUUCAGAGUCUUGGCCCGCGCUCUCUGAUGCGCAGCUACGAGCGAAGAAUAAUGGGGGUAUGGAUUCCAUCUCCUCCAAGUCUCCGCCGCUAGUUGCAACAGAGGUUGAUGGUUGUGGUGGUGCCCUUCCUGCGGCGCAGCCGGCUACAGUAGAGCAGCAGAAGUUCCAUGGACGUGGUAAUAUUAAAUCUUCUCGUAAACCCUAUCCAGCACAUCAUCGCACUGGCCCCAAGCAUGGUCCAAAUGCUGUACCUCCAUUUCCUGUACGCUCACCCUAUUAUGCACCACCAGUUCCACCAUUUUUUCAUUCUAUGGUUCACAUGCCCCCCAUUUCUGCCCCUGGUUAUGCUUACCCAUACCCCCCUAGACCUUUUCCUAGAGUUGAUACUCAAUUUGUCAAGUCUGGUAGUGAUGCUUCUUUGCCAACUUUUGUACCUCCAGCCAAUGGGGUCUUUCAUUCUUCCCCAUCCCCUGAUUCUAGUGCUCAUGAUUCCAAUUCUGUUGGAAGAAGGCCUGAUGCGAAGGAACAAGUUGGCCAACGGAAUCCUUCCUGGAAUAAUCAACGACCACUUGCUAUUAACAACAAUUUCCAUAUCCAACAAACUAUGGGUCCAAGAUCUUUCAUAAGACCUCCAUAUUAUGGUCCCACAGGCUUCAUUGAUGGACCAAACGUCUCAGGUCCUCCAGGAACUUUCUACUAUUUCCCCGGUGCUGUCAGAAUACCCUACUCACCCGUUUUAGUUCCAUAUACUUUAGGCCCUGGAGUUCUGAUACCACACUCAACAAUAGCCUUGAGGGCUAACAUUGUCAAGCAAAUUGAAUAUUAUUUCAGUGACGAGAAUCUACAGAAUGAUCCAUACUUGAUUUCCUUGAUGGACAAACAAGGUUGGGUUCCGAUAUCAUUCAUCGCUGACUUUAAAAGGGUUAAAAGAAUGAAUGCAGAUAUUCCAUUUAUUCUGGAGGCAUUGCAGGCAUCAGAGACUAUUGAAGUACAGGGUGAGAAUAUAAGGAGACGCAAUGAGUGGUCAAAGUGGAUUGCAGCUUCUGUCAAUAGUAAAUCUUCUGCUCUGAUAUCAGAUGCAGUGAAGAAUGAUAAUCUCAAUGAUAAUAAUAAGGACCCGGAAGGAACAAAGGAGUUUUCUUCGCCAAAUGGAUGCUCUGCGGAUCACCUGCCAGCGGGUGAAGAUUGUAUAAAAGAAACUUUUAGUGAAGAUAUUGAGGAAAACAAGGAUAAGGUUCUUUCUGGUGGUGAAACUGAAAAAUGUGCUUCUGCAAAUAGUAAUUCAAGCACUGGAUUUGAUUUUCAGCCGAAUAAUAGGAAUAAUAGCAAUGAACUUAAGAAUGGCUUAGACUCCCCAGCUAUCUCACAAGAAGCUGAUUCUGAGAAGUCGAGUAAUCAUAAAAACUGUGUGAACAUAAAAAUGCAGCUUCUUUCAAACCCAAAUGUGCAGAGUCCAGAUGACUCAUCUAAUGAUUUCUCAAGCACAUUCCUACUUGAUGAAGAGCUGGAGCUGGAGCAGAGGACAGUAGGGAAUGGUCAUUCUUCAAUUGGGGAAAGGGUUGACGAUGAAGAUGUUGAGAUCGUGGUUAAUGAUCAAGCAGUUGAGAGACUUGUAAUUGUCACUCAGAGUAGUCGAACAAGUGAAGGAGUUAGUGAAGAAUCAAAAACCCUAUCCAGUGAGCUUGCUUCUGCUAUAAGUGAAGGACUCUACUUUUAUGAGCAGGAAUUAAACUCAGAAAGAUCUCAUCGCAUACAUAAUAAGCCAAUAUAUGAAAGCGAGGAAGAGAACUCCAGAUAUUCUGCUAAUGAUGCUUCUGCAUUGUGUUCGAGGGAUGUUGAUUACUCUAGUGGAGGAAACAGCUGUGAAGGGCCUGGAAAUUCUAAUGUCAGAAGGAAGCAAAAGAAAGGCAGCUCCAAGCCACAAUCCAUUCAUAAGCAGCGACUAUUCCAUGGAAACUUUAGAAUUCAUGGAAGUGGACGAAACUCUCUUGGCGUAAUAUCUGAAAGUCCACCUAGUGAUGCUGUUGGCUUUUUCUUUGGUUCCCCACCUCCAGAUAGCCAUGGGCUGAGACCUUCAAAGUUGAGUACUUCUCCUCAUAGCAAUCUCUCAGGAAGUAGUUCACCAGUUGGAUCAAUGCCAAAACCUUUUCCACCAUUUCAGCAUCCAAGCCAUAAACUACUAGAAGAAAAUGGUUUCAAACAGCAGAUGUACAAGAAGUAUCACAAGCGUUGCCUUAGCGAACGAAAGAAACUGGGCGUUGGUUGCAGUGAGGAGAUGAAUACGCUGUACAGGUUUUGGUCAUAUUUCUUGAGAAGUAUGUUCAUUCCGUCCAUGUACAAUGAAUUCAAGAAGUAUGCUCUGGAAGACGCUGCUGCUAGCUAUAAUUAUGGGAUAGAGUGCCUAUUCAGGUUUUUUAGUUAUGGCUUGGAGAAGGAGUUCAGGGGGGAGCUUUAUGAGGACUUUGAACAGCUGACAUUUGACUUCUAUAAGAAAGGGAACCUUUAUGGCUUGGAAAAGUACUGGGCAUUUCACCAUUUUCGGGAGGCUCGGGACCAUAAAGAACCACUAAGGAAACAUCCAGAAUUGGAUAGACUGCUCAGGGGAGAAUAUCGGACUUUGGAUGACUUCAAUAGAGUCAAAGCUAGGGAUGCUGCUGUGCAUUAAACCAGCCAAGCGGAUGAUGUGGCUUCACUGCAGUUGCAAUCAACUGACAAUCUCAAAUUUUGGCAAGAGAAUUCUAACUAUACCAUAGAGCAAGGUGAAAUUGGUGCCCCAACUUUUGGCGUGGGAACUGAGGAUGAAUUUUGUAUAUAGGAUAGCUAGCCCGCUAGACUUUGUUGAUGCCAGAGCGGUUUUUACUGCCUCUCUAGUGUCUCAUUUUUGAGGUCCUUGAAUGGUCUGGCGGGGCAUUUGCUUCUGCAGAUCGAUAUUUUUACUUGUAUAGAAUUAAACAAUUGGGAAAACCAUUAAAAAAAUAAGUAUAACAUUGAUUUUCUAAGCAUUCAGCGACUA
Sesamum indicum (sesame) is the source of this 3386-nucleotide messenger RNA. Its product is annotated as la-related protein 1A. Gene Ontology annotation, molecular function: RNA cap binding. Gene Ontology annotation, biological process: mRNA stabilization. The record is from RefSeq and is a predicted model, not a curated record. Lineage: Eukaryota; Viridiplantae; Streptophyta; Magnoliopsida; Lamiales; Pedaliaceae.